UGUUUAGAAAGUCUAAAAACUCCAUUUUAACUAAUUCUGGAAAAAUUGAAAAACCCUACUAUUUUCCGAGUUCGUGGAAAUUAGAAGCUAAAGUUGUAGGAGUAACCAUGAAGGUGCGGUCAUCAGUAAGGAAGAUGUGUGAGUUUUGCAAGGUGGUCAAACGUCGUGGUCGUGUGUCUGUACUUUGCAGUGCCAAACCCAAGCACAAGCAGCGGCAAGGCUUCUCAACUUUUGCACAUGAAGGGCCCCUUAUAAACACGCCUGCGGAUAUAAGUUCAAAGCCAUUGAUUUCAAACAGCCCAAGCUUGCGCAUUGGUCUGGCGUCUGCUUUGCCUAAAGUACAGCAGCCUGCAGCACUGUUUGGUUGGAGGGAUGCUAUUGCUUCGCUUCUGUUCAAGAAAGGCAAUUAAGUAAUUAGCUAUUGUGAAGUACCCAAGGAAAUUAUAUACACUGAAAUUUCUGUUACAAUUGCAUAAACUUUUUUUAGCUAAUGACAAUUUUGUACGUAUCAGCCAUAGUAUUUCACCUUUUAGUAUUUGCUUAUUCUCUGUAUGUCCUAUGCUUUGACCUCUCUUGCUCUAAACUACUCAUUUCCUCCUAAAAUUGGAGCAUUUUGAUGAGAAAUUUGUAUUUUCUGCUUAUUAUAUUCUUGCUGUUAAGUAAAUACUUCCUCAGUUCUCAA
Messenger RNA from Chenopodium quinoa (quinoa), 682 nucleotides. RefSeq lists its product as uncharacterized. Gene Ontology annotation, biological process: translation. The transcript has 3 exons. Bases 108 to 410 code for a protein of 100 amino acids. NCBI's taxonomy places the organism in Eukaryota, Viridiplantae, Streptophyta, Magnoliopsida, Caryophyllales, Amaranthaceae. Gene Ontology annotation, molecular function: structural constituent of ribosome. Gene Ontology annotation, cellular component: ribosome. The record is from RefSeq and is a predicted model, not a curated record.